CUCCAACAAUACCUAAAAGAUCAUUCAUACUCAAACACAAUCACCCAUCUAUACGGCAUAUACAUAUACACUAAUUUACGAAAACAUGGGAAAUAUAAGGAACAUGCUGAAGAUGAUACUUGCGUUUGUAUUUGUUGGAUGGCUCUUUAUGUGGAUAAUGAUUUCGACUAAGGUUUACAAGUACAAUUGGACUCCAAAACUUGCUAAGUAUUUUAACACUACUUAUUUUGGCCCUCAAGGCACGAAUCUUGUGCUCCUUACAAUUCCAAUGAUGUUCAUUGCGGUUCUGAGCUGUGUCUAUUUGCAUAUUCAGAAGAAAGAAACUGAUAUUGAACGUUCCGGAAGUAAAUGGAAGGUAAAAGGAGGGAUGGGGAGGGUGAUGAUGGUGAUGAACCCAUUGGGGAUAGUAACCGCAACAGACUUGGCUUUUUCUAUUCUGUUUGUGGCUCUUUUGACUUGGGCUCUCGCCAAUUACCUCUACAUUAGCUACAACGUCAAACUUCACAACCACGACAACGCUAAAAUAUGGCAGGCGAAGUUUAGGGCUUUUGGAUUGAGAGCAGGGUAUGUGGGACACAUAUGUUGGGCCUUUCUGUUUUUCCCAGUCACAAGAGCCUCAACGAUUCUGCCACUUGUCGGGCUUACUUCGGAGUCAAGCAUCAAAUAUCACAUUUGGCUCGGACAUAUAUCCAAUUUCCUCUUCCUCCUUCACACCAUUGUUUUCCUUAUCUAUUGGGCCAUGGUCGGAAAGUUGAUCGAGACGUUUGAAUGGAACAAGACUUAUGUGCCGAAUUUAGCCGGAGUGAUAGCAAUGGCUAUCGGUAUAGCUAUUUGGGUGACGAGCUUACCUUACUUCAGGCGAAAGAAGUUUGAAAUUUUCUUCUACACUCACCAUCUUUAUGGUCUCUACAUAAUCUUCUACGUGUUCCACGUGGGAGACUCGUGGUUCUGCAUGAUCCUGCCCAACAUCUUUCUCUUCUUCAUCGAUCGCUACUUGAGAUUCCUACAGUCAACGAAACGAUCAAGGCUUGUCUGUGCUCGGCUCUUACCUUCUGAUAACCUCGAACUCACUUUCUCCAAAAUCCCAGGGCUUCAUUAUAACCCAACAAGUAUACUAUUUAUACAUGUGCCAAGCAUUUCCAAGCUCCAAUGGCAUCCCUUUUCAAUAACCUCAAGCAGCAAUUUAGAGGAAGACAAACUAAGCGUUGUCAUCAGAAGACAAGGAACUUGGACUCAAAAGCUCUACAACCACAUCUCUUCUUCUUCUACCGAUUCUGUCGAAGUCUCGACUGAAGGACCUUAUGGCCCUACCUCCUUCGAUUUCUUAAGACAUGACUCUCUAAUACUAGUGAGUGGCGGAAGCGGAAUCGCGCCUUUCAUUUCAGUCAUCAGAGAAAUCAUUUUCCAGAGUCAAAACCCGAGCACGAAACUACCAGAUCUUCUUCUUGUUUGCUCCUUCAAACAUCACCAAGAUCUUUCCCUUUUAGACCUAAUCUUCCCUCCUACAGGCAUAUCAGUCUCAGACAUUUCCAAGUUGAAACUUCGAAUCGAAGCUUAUGUAACAAGGGAUAACGAGCAGUCGAAAACAACAAUAUCCGAUGAUGGCAAUCAUUUGAAGACGAAAUGGUUCAAACCAAACCAUCAAGACUCACCUAUCUCACCUGUUCUUGGAACCAACAACUUCCUAUGGCUUGGCGUUGUGAUCUUAUCAUCAUUUGCAAUGUUUCUAAUCCUCACAGCGAUCGUCACUCGCUAUUAUAUCUACCCUAUUGACCGUAACACAGGAAGCAUCUACAACUUUACUUAUAGAUCACUUUGGGACAUGUUUCUUGGAUGUGUCUGCAUUUUCAUUGCUUCCAGUGGGGUUUUCUUAUGGCGCAAGAAACAAAACAACAAUGCACAUCAUGAUUCGAAAAAGCAGAUACAGAACGUCGUAGACUUUCAGACGCCUACAUCUUCUCCAUCCUCGUGGUUUGGUGGCAGCACGGAGAGAGAGCUGGAGAGUGUCCCGUAUCAGUCUAUAGUACAGGCCACUAAUGUUCACUUCGGCUCUAAACCUAAUCUAAAGAAGAUACUGUUUGAGGCAGAAGGUUCAGAAGACGUGGGAGUAAUGGUGUGUGGACCAAGAAAAAUGAGGCAUGAGGUCGCAAGGAUCUGUGCCUCUGGCUUGGCUAAAAACCUUCAUUUUGAGGCAAUUAGCUUCAACUGGUGAUCUUUCCCAAAUUCCCAGCUUCGAUUUCAUGGUGUUUUUAUUCAUAUUUUAAUGUUUUGUGUGCUUGCUUGAGAAACAAGAAAUGUACGAUAUCUUG
This is a messenger RNA of Arabidopsis arenosa, 2309 nucleotides long. NCBI's taxonomy places the organism in Eukaryota, Viridiplantae, Streptophyta, Magnoliopsida, Brassicales, Brassicaceae. The record is from the annotation of a GenBank genome assembly.